CAGUUUCUCUUGCACCACGGAUAGCAAGGAAGACUGGUUCUAUUGUUUACAUGUCGUUACCUGUUGAAUAGUCAAACCUAUAUAAACCUGGUCAGCGUUUCCCAGUGCUAUAUCUCAUCAAAGGUCACUGAUUAGGAACAAGGUAAAAGUGAUAAUGGAGGGAAACAGUAAACAACAAGAGAUAAACUCGAUCAAAUCUGAGUUUACUGGUCGAUGUCGAGUUACUGAUGGUGUAAAAGAUAAAUUUACCCACUCUAUCACUAUACAGCCUCAAAAUAUGGACGUUACCAUCAAAUUUCAGAUAACAGAGACGUAUCCAGGUUUCAUUCCAACUAUAUCUGUUCGAUCAUCCAGUCUCCACGAUGAUGAUAAUGCUGAUCUAGUAGACGCCUUGAUAAUCGAGGCAAAAACUAUGUUAAAUAAACCAAUGAUAAAGGCACUGGUUCAGUUCGCCGAAAAAUGGUUGAACGAAAGAAGUCUGGGUCGUGGAACGAAGAUGAAAAAACCGACGUCAAACCGGAAGCAUAAACAAAAGAAGAAACCAGUGGACGAGGAACCGGAAGGGAAACAAGCCUCGAUGAAAACUUCAGAAGACGUCAUUAAAAGAAUUCAAUGGGAUCCAGAUCUACCUCAAGAAGAUUUCCUCGUAGGCUACAUCGACCGGUUUUUAGGCAUUCAAGAGAAAUAUUUCACUGCUUUUUCGUGGGAGGAUAUUGCCACUGUCGAUUAUAAUGUAUUAGCUAUCCCACAACACAGGAUACAGUAUUUCAAAUAUAAAGACCUGAAGGUUUGGGACAAAAACGAAAAAUUGGACAACGUGUUCGGGUCUUUGGGCAGCGGCAAGACAAUCACUGAGAUUAUCAAGAAUUAUGUCCCCCAAGAGACUGCAGAGGGUACGAAUGAUGAUAACGGAAGUAUACAAAACGUUACCGGAAGUGAUGAUAGCGACAGUGAUGACGAUAUCGUUGUUACCUUGGAUACGACAUCUGUAAACACGUCUUCAUAUCUCGAUCACAUGAACAAACGUCCUACUCAUUUCAUAGCUAUACGUCUUGAUAAUCAAGAAACAGUCCAAAAAUUAACGGACGUCCAGUCAUGUGUUAAAACUAAUAAACCGGAACUGGAAUCGGGGUUCAUGCCUCCAGCGUGUUUCCACAUCACGCUAUGUACGCUGGGAUUGGAUGACCAAAAUAAAAUCCGCGAAGCCAGUGAACUUUUAAAAAAAUGUCAAGACGAAUUUAGUAAAAUGCGACCUGUCGAGUCGCUGAAACUUACUGGAGUGGACAACUUCUACAACCGAACCGUUUACGCCAAAAUCAAAUAUCCCAAAAAGUUUUUGGAUUUCGUGGACUAUGUUAAGCUAUGCUUCGUGAAUGCUGGUAUUCCAAUUAGGGACAAUUAUGGAUUCGUACCUCACAUUACCAUUUUGAAAGUGAGCAAAGAAUCCUCACGAAGGCUGGGAUCUAGAUUUCAGAUCAGUGAUGUGUACAGUGAUUUUAAAGAUGGGGUGCUGGGAUCUCAGUCCGUUGAUAGACUCAGCCUGUGUAAGAUGGGAGACGAACGACAAGACGAUGGCUUCUGGGUUUCUUUACAAGACAUCGACUUGAAUACUUAA
This is a messenger RNA of Lottia gigantea (owl limpet), 1615 nucleotides long. RefSeq lists its product as hypothetical. The coding region runs from base 155 to 1615 and encodes 486 amino acids. Gene Ontology annotation, molecular function: protein binding. The transcript is spliced from 3 exons. The record is from RefSeq and is a predicted model, not a curated record. Lineage: Eukaryota; Metazoa; Mollusca; Gastropoda; Lottiidae.